CCUCGUGACUCUGACGUCACUGCGAACUUGGAUCACACCAUUUUCUGUCUCAAAACUUCUUCUUCGCCCUAAAAUGAGUUGUUUGAGCUCUCUGUGCUGCUGUCUUCAGAGUCACUUCUCAGAGGAAGAGAGACAGCCUAUACUUGGUGCACCAGAGUCUGCAAGAAUAUCUCAUUCACCUCCUAAUGAUUCCCAGCACAGAAAUGGCAGGAUUACUGUGCGGCGUGUUGGUGUUCCAGAUCUGGAUCAGCGCUUCACUGACUUUGAACAAACAUUCAACAAGCAGCAGGAACACUAUGAGUGUAUGCAGGAAAAGUGGAAAACUCUGAUGUUCCGCUAUCGCUGUGCCCCUGACAGCAGCCUGUCCGAGUGCUUGCAGAAGAUUAAGGAUGAACAUGACGACCACCAGAUCAGCCUGCAGAUGAAAGGCUUUGACUUCAGCUUGGCUGUGACUCCAGACGAUCCGAUGCCUGACAAGCUGAAACGAACGCAGGAGAACAUCAAGGAGCUGUGUCAAGCUGUCAAAGCCAUCGUGGCAGUCGGUCCCAAGCUCGAGGAGAUGAUUAACUGGCUGUUGAAAUCAGAAAAGAGCCUGACCAAGAAGGUGAAGGAGGAAGCUAAGACAUACCUGGAGUCUAAACGACUCAGAGACAACUUGAGGGAGAAUCUGCACAAGGCAUCGAGAGCUAAAGAUCUCAGUCCCCGCUACAGGGAAGAGGCUGGAAAACUUCUCAACGAGGUGGCCCAGCUGUCAGGGGUUGAGCUGUGAAUCACUUUCUCAGUAUGAAAGACCAUAAAGGAUACAAUAAGAAUGAGUGAAGGAUGAUUUAGGGGAUAUAUAUAUAUAUAUAUAUAUAUAUAUAUAUAUAUAUAUAUAUAUAUAUAUAUAUAUAUAUAUAUAUACUGACCGGUGUCACUCCAGAAACACUUAUUUUCAAUGUACUAUAGACUAUAAAGGAUAAAUUUAGAAUAGAUAAAGAACUACAACAACAACAACUUAAAUAUAUGUUUGUGAAACAAUUGAUUUUUAAGGAUAAAUCUUUUAUAAUAUAGAUAAAAGUGCAUUAUCUAGCUUUUAUACCACAUCGCUGUUAAAUUCUUGAAGCUGAUUGGUCAGGAGGUGUUGAUUUAUUUCCUAUUUUUUUCCUAUCCUUUUUUUUAUGUGUAUAUAUAUAUAUAUAU
Pangasianodon hypophthalmus (striped catfish) is the source of this 1182-nucleotide messenger RNA. RefSeq lists its product as uncharacterized. The record is from RefSeq and is a predicted model, not a curated record. Lineage: Eukaryota; Metazoa; Chordata; Actinopteri; Siluriformes; Pangasiidae. The coding region runs from base 74 to 769 and encodes 231 amino acids. The transcript is spliced from 4 exons.